Quercus robur (English oak) is the source of this 3258-nucleotide messenger RNA. Its product is annotated as DNA repair protein RAD16. The transcript is spliced from 16 exons. Gene Ontology annotation, molecular function: ATP binding; ATP-dependent chromatin remodeler activity. The record is from RefSeq and is a predicted model, not a curated record. The coding region runs from base 185 to 2983 and encodes 932 amino acids. Lineage: Eukaryota; Viridiplantae; Streptophyta; Magnoliopsida; Fagales; Fagaceae.
UCGCAACCACUUAUAAAAGGGGCUUUCCCGCCGAUCUCUUCACAUACUCCAAAGUCCAAACGCCACAUUCUCUCUCUCUCUCUCUCUCUCUCACUAGAAAGAAAGUAGAGAACCCCAAAAAUUCUAUUUUAAGAUUCUAUAUCAAAAAAAUUAAAGAGAGAGAGAAAUAUUCUGAGAAUAAGUAAUGGAGCUUCGUUCUCGUAGGCAAAUCUCUAACCCUCCUAUCGAUGAAGCAAGCAAUGUGCAAAUUCAAGAGAUUAGUGAUGAUAGCACUGACGAAGCGGGUUCUGACUCGACAGUCUAUGUGCCCUCCGGUUCUGAUCAUAGUGAUGAAGAUGUAGAUGAAGAGGACAGCGGUAGAGUGGAGUUAGAUUUGAACGCCACACCAAAAGCUGCAGUUGAGGUUGAUGAUUGGGAAGAUAAUGGUUAUGAUUAUGGUAAGCCUUCAACGAAAAGGAAGAAGGCUGGACAAGAGAAGAAAACAGUGGAGCAUGGACAGUCUAGUCGGGAAGCGGAUGUGGAUGCUCAGCAAGCAGCAGUUGAGAUUGAUUUUCUUGGGUUGGCCAAGAAUGAUAAUAACAACAUUAUUAUUUAUAAUUUUAAUAAUAAUAAUAAUAAUAAUAAUAGUAAUAAAAAGAGGAAAAGAAAAGGAGGUCCAAAGCCAAGAUUGUUGUGGAAUGAAUGGGAAGAAGAACAUGAGAAAUGGAUUGAUGAGAAUAUAACAAAAGAUUUUGAUUUGGAAUGUCAGGAUCAAGAGAUAACUGAAACUGCUGAGGAACCAUCCGAAUUGAUAAUGCCUUUGUUAAGGUACCAAAAGGAGUGGUUGGCCUGGGCUUCAAAACAGGAGGAAAAGUCUGGAAUUAGAGGGGGAAUACUUGCUGAUGAAAUGGGAAUGGGAAAAACCAUUCAAGCAAUUUCACUCGUCCUUGCCAGGCGGGAAAUCCGAAGAACGACUGAUGAUGAUACCUCAGUAUUACCAGGUUCAUCCAAAGGCUUGCCUGGAAUUAAGGCCACCCUUGUAAUUUGUCCUGUGGUUGCUGUAAAGCAGUGGGAGAGUGAGAUUAAACGGUUUACUUCAGAGGGUUGUGCCAAGGUGCUUAUUUAUCAUGGGGCCAAUAGAGCGAAGCAUUCUAAAGAGAUUAGAAAAUGUGAUUUUGUUCUAACAACAUACUCUGUUGUCGAGGCUGAGUUCAGAAAAUACAUGAUGCCUCCCAAGACGAAGUGUCCUUACUGUGGCAAAGCAUAUUAUGAAAGUAAGCUUACGAUUCACUUGAAAUAUUUUUGUGGGCCUGAUGCUGUUAGAACAGAGAAGCAGUCUAAGCAAGCAAGGAAGAAAUGGAGCCCUGCAAUGUCAAAGCAGAAAACAGAGUCUGCUGAAGAUGUGAUGGAUGAAAGUGAUAGCAAGAAAAGUAAGGGAGCUCGUCAGAAGGCGUCAAAGCAGCACAAUGAAGAAGAGGACAUGGGAAUGGGAAGUAGAUUUGGAAAUGGAGGAGUUGACAGCUCUUCAAGAGGGAAAUCACUUUUGCAUGCUGUGAAGUGGGAGCGUGUAAUUUUGGAUGAGGCACAUUAUAUAAAAGCUAGACAUUGUAAUACUGCAAAAGCCGUUCUUGCUUUAGAUUCUUCAUACAAAUGGGCUUUAAGUGGCACUCCCCUUCAGAAUCGUGUUGGAGAACUUUACUCUUUGGUUCGCUUCCUGCAAAUAACUCCAUACUCUUAUUAUCUGUGCAAGGACUGUGAUUGCAAAACACUUGAUCACAGCUCCUUAAAGGAAUGUCAGAACUGUCAUCAUAGUUCUGUGAGACAUUUUUGUUGGUGGAAUAAAUAUGUUGCUACACCAAUACAAUCAUAUGGAAAGAGUGAUGAGGGGCGACGAGCAAUGAUUUUGCUCAAACACAAAAUUUUAAAGAACAUAGUUCUAAGACGCACAAAAAAAGGCAGGGCUGCUGAUCUGGCACUUCCUCCUAGAGUUGUUUUAUUGAGGCGGGAUACCUUGGAUAUCAAAGAACAAGAUUAUUAUGAAUCAUUGUACAAUGACAGUCAGUCACAGUUUAAUACAUAUGUUCAAUCGGGAACUGUGAUGAAUAAUUACGCUCACAUUUUUGACCUCCUCACAAGGUUGCGGCAGGCGGUUGAUCAUCCUUACCUUGUGGUAUGUUCUAAAGCUGCUGCAUUAAGAAGAGAAAACAUGAUUAGUAAUGAUAAUAGUGAACAAGUGUGUGGCAUCUGUCACGACCCAGCUGAAGAUCCUGCUGUCACCUCUUGUGAGCAUGUUUUUUGUAAGGCUUGUUUGCUUAAUUACAAUGCUCCAUUUGGACAAGCCUCAUGCCCUACAUGUUCCAAAUUACUUACUGUCGAUUUUACUAAAAAUGUGGACAAUGAAGAUCAGACUUCUAAAACUACCAUUAAGGGUUUCAGAUCCUCAAGUAUUCUGAACAGAAUUCAACUUGACGAUUUUCAGACAAGCACAAAAAUAGAGGCUUUGAGGGAAGAAAUUAGGUUCAUGGUUGAAAGGGAUGGUUCUGCAAAAGGAAUUGUUUUCAGCCAGUUCACAUCAUUCUUGGAUCUCAUAAAUUAUUCCCUCCACAAGUCUGGUAUAAAGUGUGUUCAACUAGUUGGAAGCAUGACCAUGUCUGCAAGAGAUGCCUCUAUCAAGAGAUUUACUGAGGACCCAGAUUGCAGGAUUUUCCUUAUGAGCUUGAAAGCUGGUGGUGUCGCUCUGAAUCUUGCAGUUGCAUCACAUGUCUUUUUGAUGGAUCCUUGGUGGAACCCAGCUGUGGAGCGGCAAGCACAAGAUAGAAUCCAUCGAAUAGGGCAGUAUAAACCAAUCAGAAUUGUGAGAUUUGUUAUUGAGAAUACAAUUGAAGAGAGGAUUUUGAAGCUACAAGAAAAGAAGGAACUAGUGUUUGAAGGGACUAUAGGUGGCUCUACAGAGGCCCUUGGAAAAUUGACUGAGGAAGACUUGAGAUUUCUUUUUGUCACCUGAGCAGGAUAAAACAUGUAAAUGGGUGCUUUAGACCUCACAUUGCUAAACAUCAGCUAAUUCCUUUUAAAGGCCCCGUUUUAAUUCAUCUUACAAUUUUACAUAUAUUUUGCUGCCAUUGGCUUUAGCCUUUAGGAGAUGAACAGUGAACUGCUUUUGUAUAAAUUUUGGGUAGUAUCUGGUGACAUUUCAAUUAAUACUCCUAAUUUACAAUUAAACAAGUUUUGUCUGCCCACCACCUCUAGUUUUAAUGAAGAAGAUUGUUAAUCUUUUCCAAA